This is a messenger RNA of Racocetra persica, 1373 nucleotides long. The record is from the annotation of a GenBank genome assembly. NCBI's taxonomy places the organism in Eukaryota, Fungi, Glomeromycota, Glomeromycetes, Diversisporales, Gigasporaceae.
AUGACAGUCAAAGAAAAGAGCGAAGAGGAAAUUACCAAUCAAGAUGUAGCAAGCUAUGACGGUUACAAAGAUAAAUUUAUGGAAAAAAGGAUUAUUAGGAAAUUUGAUAUUUAUUUAUUACUCGAUCGUGCUAACAUAGGCAACGCCAUUGUAGCAGGCUUCACUGGAAAAUACUUACAAUCCACUGCUCUCGAAUUUAAUCUUGCGGUAUCAGCACAUCUUUUUGGUUUUGUAUUCUUUGAAAUUCUUUCAAGUCUUGUAUCAAAGAUUUUGGGAUUUCAUGUUUGGAUUCCGAUCAUAAUGGUGUGCUGGGGUACCUUAUCUAUGUGUCAAGCAGCAGUUACUUCUUCGCUUCAAUUAGGAAUUAUCAGAUUCCUUUUAGGAGUGGCAGAAGCCGGGUUUUCUCCAGCUGUUAUAGAUUAUAUAUGCUUAUUUUACUCCAGAAAAGAAGUGACUAUGAGGUACGGUGCCUUUAUGGCUCUGAGCAUCAUCGCUGGGGCAUUUACUGGUCUUCUUGCAUAUGGAAUAGUUCAAAUAAAAGGGACCUCAUUAAAAAGCUUCCAAAUAAUAUUUUUAUUAGAAGGUAUCCCAACUAUCAUUCUUGCUGCAGUUGUCGCAGCAUUUUUCACUAAAGGCCCCGGAAAUGCCCGUUUCCUCACUCCUGAAGAACGUCGUUACACCAUCGAUCGUCUUAAACCAGAAGGUGGUAUUGAUGAAGAAAAUCGUAGUGUCAUAAAAUCUCAAGCUAAAAGCGCGUUUUUUGAUCCCAGAGUUUACGUUUACAUAUUAGCCGCAACUUUUGGAUCAAUUCCAUUUAAUGCACUUAAUUUUUUCCUUCCAACCUUAGUGGGUCAGCUUGGUUAUAAUCCUGUAGAUACUCAAUUAAUGAGAAUUGCAGGAACGAUUGCAACAUCUGCCACUGAUCCAAGUUUAUUCAAAAUACGUUACUUUUUCACCAUACUUAUAGCUUGUGGUGUAUAUACUACGCAACCAAUUGUUUACAGUUGGCUUACUUGUAAUAUUCUCGGUCAAUAUAAGCGUAACAUAACGAUUGCAACAUCCUUUACUAUCGGUAAUAUUGGUGGUGUCGUCGGAAUUUUACUCUUUCAACAAACCAUGGCACCUGAAUUUAGAAACGGAAUGAUAUUGUCCCUGAGCAUGAUAGUCGCUCAAUUUGUUUUAGCUCUUUUGAUGAAAUUUCAUUUGAACUAUGAGAAUAAGAAACGUGAUUUGGCCACGUUAUCCAAUAAUAAGAUUCAGCUAAGUGAAAGUGAAUUAAAAGAUACAAAGUUCAUUAAGGAAAAGGCUGCAAAAUUGGUGGAACAUGAACCGAAAUUCGAUGAUAUUCUGUGCGAUUUACAUCCUAAUUGGAG